UGCAUAUGCGAUUUAAAACAGUUCUUGACUGAAGCGAUAUUUGAAAUAAAUGUCGAGAUUCCGAAAGGAAUAUGUGAUUAUAGUCGAGAGUUAAUGGGUUACACCAGGAGGGCAUGUCCCGUGUUUCUGACUGUAGGAGUUAAAACAAUAGCUGGACACUCGACUCAUACUUUAAGAUGAAAUUUAGGAUUUAAGAAAUAGAAGUAUUUUUUGAUAUAGAGGUGGAGAAAAUAAUGAUGAACUCUAUUUAUGAAACGUAAUCUAAUGGAUAGACAUACAUUUAAAGCUUCUGCACGUAAUGGUAUUCGACGAAUUCAAAGUAAAAUCAACGACACAAAGAAAUCUAUCAAGAGAAAAGAAACCUGCCUUCAAAAGUUUAAAUCAUGUCGCUGGAUAAUCGGAUAUUUGUGUUGUGCAGCAACUUUCAGCCAAUCAGCGAUCAGACAACUUAUUGGUAUGGCAACUGUUUGUAUGACACUAAACAAUGACCAGAACCUAAAUGUUAGCAACACAUCAAAAUGCAACAACACAAUUACGAACCAGACAGUUGGAGAAUUUUCCUGGUCUACAGAAUUUGAAGGAACUGUGCUAGCCGCUUUUAACUUUGGAUUCAUUGCUUCACCUAUACUUGGUGGAUAUGUUGCAGGUUAUUUUGGUGGAAAGAGAGUUAUUGGAAUAUCCCUGGCAGUCGGUGCCGUGGCAACCAUUUUGACCCCUAUAUCCGUCAGAGCUAACAGAGUAUUAUUGGUGUUCAUGAGGGUUAUGACUGGUUUAGUCAUGGGAGCAGUUGAUCCUUCAAUACAACAUCUGUGGUCAAAAUGGGCGCCAUGUUAUGAAAAGAGUCAAUUGACAGCCUGUUCAUUUUCUGGUCUAAGUAUUGCUGGCAUCACAACAUUUCUGGUAUCAGGAUACCUGUGUACUAUUCAAGUUGAUCAUGGGUGGCCUUUCAUUUUCUAUGUCUUUGGUGGUUUUGCUUUGUUAUUAAUUUUACCAUGGUUAUACUUUGUUUAUGAUUCACCUGAUCUGCAUCCUAGAAUAGAGAUUGACGAAAUGAAAUACAUCAAUAGAGGCAAGGUACCAAGUGAAAAGAUGACAAAACCCCCGUGGAACGAUAUAAUGCGAUCAAUGCCGUUUUGGGCUAUCGUCGUUGCCCAUAUAAAUCAUGGUUGGACAACAACGUGGGUCCUUGCUUAUUUACCAAAAUAUCUACAGACCAUCUUACAGUUUGGAGUUCAAGAAGAUGGUAUUUUAUCGUCCGUCCCAUUUGCUGGUCCAUUACUAUCAGGAAUAUUUUGUGGUUAUUCCUCAGACUGGUUGAUCAGGAAAAAGAUUUUCUCCGUAGAAAUCGUUCGUAAACUGUACCAAAUUGUAGGAUGUGUUGGUUGUGCAGCUUGUUUUUUCACCAUUAGUUUUCUUGAUCAUACUAAUAGAGAAUUAGCUGUUGUAUUAUUUAUCAUUGGUUUAACCUUCCAAAAUUUCACCACUGUAGCAUUCCGAAUAAAUCAUUUAGAUAUAGCCCCAAAAUAUGCCAGCGUUUUAAUGGGAAUAACUGUUACCAUAGCAAUGGUUUCUGCAUUAUCAGCACCAUUAAUUACAUCAGUCAUUAUUAGGAACGAUUCUGAAGAGGAAUGGAAGCAUGUGUUCUGGAUUGUGUCAGGCAUAAACAUUGUUGGUGCCAUUUUUUAUGUUAUAUUUGCCAAAGGAGAAGUUCAGUCGUGGGCU
Molecule: messenger RNA, 1722 nt
Organism: Lottia gigantea (owl limpet)
Lineage: Eukaryota; Metazoa; Mollusca; Gastropoda; Lottiidae
Exons: 11
Biological process (GO): transmembrane transport; monoatomic anion transport
Molecular function (GO): transmembrane transporter activity
Source: RefSeq, a predicted model, not a curated record